AAUGUUAUAACAUUUUAAAAUAAAGUUAUUUUCCUCCUGUCGACGAUAGUCAAACUUUUCAAAGUUAUUCAGUUUCUAAGUUAAAAAAUAAAUAUUCAAACUACAAGUCAUAACUAACAUUCUUCACAUCAGGACCUGCUCAGCACGUGGUAUUUAAGAUGAUGACAACAAGCGUGAUCAUGGCAUCAUGGUUGGGAAACUGACAAGAAUCAAUUGAUCUACUAAAAUAUUGACAAUGUCCGCGGCAAGUCGAGCUGCUAAACGUUCAAUCAAAGUCCCAUGGAACAAGUUUGGCUAUGACCGAAUGCCAGAGAGGUUUUCACUUUCCUUACCUGGUUCUAAACGAAAGAAAAAACCAAGAAAAUUACCUAAAGAUUGGCCUGUAGUCAGAGGGGAUUUUGUUGAGAUUCUUAGUGGUAAAGAUAAAGGCAAACAAGGCAAAGUGAAGGAUGUAUUUCGAUCAAAAAAUACAGUUAUUGUUGCUGGAUUAAACACUGAAAUUCAAAGACUGGAUGAAACCGAAGCUAUGCCAGGGACAUUUAUUCGUGUAGAGGAACCAUUACCAUACACAAAUGUAGCUUUGGUUGAUCCAACAGACAAACAACCAACAACUGUUAGUUUUCGCUUCACUGAACAAGGUGAACGAGUACGAGUUUCAGACAGAACAGGACGCAUCAUCCCUAAACCACCGUGGGAGAGAAGAGACUGGAAACAAAGAUCAGCUAUAAAAGAUGGUCCUCUAGAUACCAGUCCCUCUGAAGCAGCACGGAGCACAUUCAUUCCGUCAUUGUUACACUUUCACGAGGAAAUAAUGUUCUUACAAGGAAUUCAACCGUCAGUUGAGAAGAAAAAACCUUCUGUACGUGAUCUUAUAGUGCAAGAACUUCUUAAGGAACAUAAACCUACUGACCUUGCCAUUCCUCAACCAGAACCUGGAAAACUCACUAAAAUAUAUAUCUGGCUACAAGGGAUCAUUCAAAGAUUGCCGUUCUUUCGAAAGUAAAUUCCUGAGAAUCUGGCAAAAAUGUUAAUUAACAGUUCUAAGCUAAAAACUUUAUUGAAAUCAUAAGUACUAACUGUCACAUAAAGGGAAAAUGUUUAACAUAGCAUCAUAUUAACAAAACUUGAGUAAAAUAUAAAAUAUGAUGUUUUCUAGCAGUGAAAAUACUAACAA
Molecule: messenger RNA, 1174 nt
Organism: Xenia sp. Carnegie-2017
Lineage: Eukaryota; Metazoa; Cnidaria; Anthozoa; Malacalcyonacea; Xeniidae
Product: probable 39S ribosomal protein L24, mitochondrial
Exons: 4
Coding region: 236-1003 (255 amino acids)
Biological process (GO): translation
Cellular component (GO): mitochondrion; ribosome
Molecular function (GO): RNA binding; structural constituent of ribosome
Source: RefSeq, a predicted model, not a curated record